ACGCAACGCCCCUCGUCUACCGGAAGUCGUCGCGCGGCCGGGUUUCCGCCCCGGACUCGCUUCCGGUUUGUCAGGGACCGAUUCGGGCUCCCUCCGCGACGAUGGAGGAGCCGGAGAUGCAGCUGAAAGUGAAGAAAGUGACUGAUAAGUUCACGGAGAGCAUGUAUGUCCUGGCCAACGAGCCUUCUGUUGCAUUGUAUCGGCUCCAGGAACACGUACGGCGGUCCCUACCAGAACUGGCUCAGCACAAGGCCGACAUGCAGAGCUGGGAAGAGCAAAGUCAAGGAGCGAUUUACACGGUGGAGUAUGCCUGCAGUGCCAUCAAGAACAUGAAGGACAGCAGUGUGUAUUUCAAGAGCAUUGAAGGUCUGCUGCGACAUGCCACUGCUGUGAAAGAUCGGCUGAAUUCUGCCCGCAGGUAGCUCUGGGCAGUGCAUGAAGAGCCGCCACUUGCACCCGGUUCAAAUCAGCAUGGUGAGAGGACUCAGAACAGCACCACUCACCUCUCCUUCUUUGCCAAAACAAGAGCAUUAGCAUCUGGCUGUAAUAACUUUUUUUAAAAAUGUAAUUAUUAGGAUUAUUGUCAUUAUUAAUAAUAUUAAAUCUCUGGGAACCAAGA
Sceloporus undulatus (fence lizard) is the source of this 619-nucleotide messenger RNA. It is a transcript of the gene BORCS8, whose product is annotated as BLOC-1 related complex subunit 8. The transcript has 4 exons. The coding region runs from base 102 to 422 and encodes 106 amino acids. The record is from RefSeq and is a predicted model, not a curated record. Lineage: Eukaryota; Metazoa; Chordata; Lepidosauria; Squamata; Phrynosomatidae. Gene Ontology annotation, cellular component: BORC complex.